Hirsutella rhossiliensis is the source of this 1125-nucleotide messenger RNA. RefSeq names its product helix-turn-helix domain-containing protein. NCBI's taxonomy places the organism in Eukaryota, Fungi, Ascomycota, Sordariomycetes, Hypocreales, Ophiocordycipitaceae. The coding region runs from base 1 to 1125 and encodes 374 amino acids. The transcript has 2 exons. The record is from RefSeq and is a predicted model, not a curated record.
AUGAAUUCUCCCACGGGGCGGGCCGGCCUCAUCCGCGCUCGUGACGAUGCCGGCAACGUCGACAAGCUGGCCCACGCCGUGCUCGACGACGUGCUCUACAACGUCAUUUCGGAUCUCUUGAUGAAGGCACACCGCGACGAGAAGACGGCAAGGGCCAACACGGCCGCCAUCCGAGUCGAGAAGCUGGCCUCGGACGCCUCUGAGACGUCGACGCCCGACUCGAAACCCGACCUUCGCGUCGAAACCGACGCCGCCGUCUACGAGGACGGCAAGGUUCUCCUCAAGGGCAACCCCCUCCAGACCACAAACGACAUCCUCUGUCCCAAAUGCCACCUGCCACGACUGCUCCACCCGACCGAUGGCAAGGGGGCUCGGAAACCCGAUCCCGCCGUCGCCUACUGCAAGAAGCACCCUUACAUAGAGAAGCCGGGAUGCGACAUUUACGGCCAGAGCUGGGUCGCGCCGGGCCCGGGGAGGGGCAAGAAGAAAAAGGACAUGGAGAAGAAGGGCGACGGCACCGACUCGCCUGCUCCCGAGCAACGCCCCCCCAAUGUGCUCUCGUUCCCCUCGGCCACCUGCAGCAAGUGCAAGCGCUGCAUUCUCGUCACGCGACUGAACAACCACAUGGGCUCGUGCAUCGGCAACAGUGGCCGAAACGCAAGCCGCGCGGCGGCCCAAAAGCUCAACAAUGGCGGUUCCCAGCACGACUCGACGCCUCCGUCGUCGCAAAAGGCCACGCCGGCGCCAGGUUCUCGAGCCUCGAGCCCUAGGAAACGAGACGCUAGCGACGACGAGGCAGACUCGGACAACAGUCACAGGAAGAAGAAGUUCAAGUCCAACUCUACGGCCAUGACCAAAAAGGUCAUCAUCAAAGCCAAGCCGUCGCUCAAGAAGGAAAAGACAAAGGGCGCGUCCCACCUGAGCAAGGAACAGAAGAUGGAUGCCUCGGAUGGGCCCAACCUCGGGCCCAACAAGUCGAAGCCGGCCAAGGACGGAAGUCCGCUGAAAAAGGUCAAGGCUGCCAAGCCCGUCACGAGCUCGCCAAUGUCCAAGAACGGGCGAGAAGCGGAUGGGGAGUCAGAGUCGUCGGGCACUCUAUCGUCCCCGCCGGCCGGCCCCAAAUAA